AUGAACUCUGAGUUUGAUGACGUGUUGACUAACCAACCAGUCGUGAUUGAUAACGGCUCAGGUGUUAUAAAAGCUGGUUUUGCAGGUGAAGAACAACCUAAAUGCUUUUUUCCAUCCAUGGUAGGCCGACCAAAGCACGUCCGUAUCAUGGCAGGUGCUGUUGAAGGAGACAACUUUAUUGGAAGAAAAGCGCAAGAACUACGCGGUUUGCUAAAGAUCAGAUACCCUAUCGAGCAUGGUAUUGUCACUGACUGGGAGGACAUGGAGCGCAUUUGGCAAUAUAUUUACACUGAUGAGCUUAAAACACUUUCUGAAGAGCAUCCUGUGCUAUUGACAGAAGCACCUCUGAAUCCUCGUGCUAAUAGAGAUACUGCUGCUCAAAUCUUCUUUGAGACGUUCAACGUCCCUGCAUUAUUCACCUCGAUCCAAGCCGUACUUAGUUUAUAUUCCUCUGGUAGAACCACUGGUAUUGUCCUUGAUUCAGGUGAUGGUGUUACACAUGCUGUACCUGUAUAUGAAGGUUUCGCAAUUCCACAUGCCAUUCGUAGAGUCGAUGUUGCUGGAAGAGAUGUGACAGAAUAUUUACAGCUUUUAUUGAGGAAGUCUGGCUACAACUUUCAUACUACAGCUGAAAAGGAGGUGGUUCGCAUCAUCAAAGAAAAGACGUGUUACAUUGCAUUGAAUCCAGCCAAAGAAGAAAAGGAAACCAGCGGUAAGGUGGAUGAUUUCAUGUUGCCUGAUGGUAACAUUAUCAAGCUUGGUGCAGAGAGAUUCCGUGCACCUGAAAUUUUGUUCCAGCCUGAACUCAUUGGAGAAGAAUACCCUGGUAUUCAUCAAGUGAUUGUGGAUUGUAUUGGCCGUGCAGAUCUCGAUCUGAGAAAAUCGCUCUAUUCCAACGUUGUUUUAUCUGGAGGAUCGACAUUAUGUAAAGGUUUCGGUGAGCGUCUCUUGUCAGAGAUCAAGCGACUUGCAUUGAAGGAUAUCAAGAUCAAGAUUUACGCUCCUCCUGAGCGCAAAUAUAGUACCUGGAUUGGUGGUUCAAUUUUAGCUUCUCUCAGCACUUUUAAAAAGAUGUGGGUCUCUGCAGAAGAAUAUCAAGAAGAUCCUGAUAUCAUUCACAAAAAGACAUUUUAA
Messenger RNA from Mucor velutinosus, 1134 nucleotides. RefSeq names its product putative vacuolar membrane transporter for cationic amino acids. Bases 1 to 1134 code for a protein of 377 amino acids. The transcript has 7 exons. Lineage: Eukaryota; Fungi; Mucoromycota; Mucoromycetes; Mucorales; Mucoraceae. The record is from RefSeq and is a predicted model, not a curated record.